AUGAAAUGGAAAUUGCACAAUUCUCCACACCUUCCUCCGUGCCAAAGGCUCAAGACAGCAUAUCUACUAUCCCAAUCAACAUCCCCUAGCAAUUCAUCUCUUCGACUUCUUUCCUACAAAGAAAAAACAGUGCAAAGGCGGCAAAUAGCCCUCGUCGUCGUCGUCGUCCUCGUCGGGCAAAGGCGAUGGCGUCGUACCCUUCUCCACCGUCUUCUUGGUAGGUUUCUUGACCUUCGCCGGAGCGGCCGCCUUCUUCAUUUUCUUCUUUGGUGCAGCUUUCUUCGCUGGCUUCUUGGUAGCUUUGGGCCCAGCAGCAGCAGUGGUGGUGGCAUUACUUUUCUUUCUGGCAGCCUGUUUAGCACCCGCAGCGGUAGCGGUGGCAUUCGCCGCAUGCCCCUGCUCAACUAGCCCUUGAUACACGCUAUCGAAAUCGUAUGUCGCGGGCCUGUUUACGUUCCGCCCGCUGCGGCGGGUUGCUGCGGGAGGAAGUGUGCGCGCUGCCGCUCCCUUCUUUCUCGCGGGCUUAGGCUUGGUGACUUUGUCGGCCUUGGCCUUGGUCUUGGACUUUGGCUUCUUCGCCUUCUUUGCCGUUGAGUUUUUGGAAGGUUUGGGUUUAGGUGGACUGCUGGAUUUUCGUUCGUUUUGCACGGUCGUUGAGGAUGUACUCGCGAUACGUUUGGAAGGGCGAUUCGAUGAUGGGGUUCCUUGGAGGAGAGAGCUGGGGAGAGAGCUGAGCGGGGAGCUGAGUGGGGAGCUGGAGCUGAUCUUGGAGUUUUGGGGGGAGGAUCGUUUGCGUGGGGUGGCCAUGAUGUUUUGUUUGUGCUCGUGUGUGUGUGGUGAGUAAUAGACGGUAAUUCGU
Molecule: messenger RNA, 859 nt
Organism: Periconia digitata
Lineage: Eukaryota; Fungi; Ascomycota; Dothideomycetes; Pleosporales; Periconiaceae
Source: the annotation of a GenBank genome assembly